AUGCAAGAUGCAAGCGAUGCCUCAGACGACUCUGGCCGGGUUGUGGGCUCGGUCGAGUGGAUAACAUCACAAAGGUGCCCGCACAUGGCCAAUCCUUAUGGAAUCUGCGUACCCAUACGGACCUGUCUCGAGUAUUCUACAUCAUGCGUAGAAUGCCAUCUACUCCUGCAAGUCAUUGAGGCGUUUGUUCCUGGUUGGAUCAAUGCUCAUAAGGAUGGCCAUGGUUUGAUACGGUUCUUCAAGCCAGUUCCAUACCAGGUAGAGCUCUUUUUAGGGCCGGUAAACGAAAAGGUCAGGUUCCCCGAGGAUCUGCAAAAGAUUAGCUCGUUCCAAUUCUUCCACAAGUCAAAGGGAGAGCACAUGUAUGAUGAGUGCGAGCCUAUAUACGACGGGUUCGCCCGAGGGCCGGACGGACGCCCUCAUUGUUCAAAAAUUCCGGAACCUAAAAACAGGCUACGACUCCCCUGGGCUCAGUCUCUCAGUGUAGUCGAGGAAUCUUUCUCCCAAGCCGCCUUUGAUAGAGUAGCCAAGUGGCUCUCAUACUGUCUCGAGCACGAUGAGGCAUGUGCCAUGCCGAACCCAGGCUUUAUGCCCCGUCGUCUUAUAGAUGUUGGCUCAUGGGAUGGGUCACGUGAUCCUUUCCUCUUCAGGCCUUGUCAACCUGCACCAUACGCGUGUCUUAGUUACUGCUGGGGCUCAGAUAUCGACGGCAUUUUGAAGACAACAACGCACAACAUCAAUUCUCACCAUGAGUCCAUUCCUAAUGCCAAGAUGCCCCUUGCGGUCCAAGACGCCAUUAUUGUAUGUCGCGGACUGAAGAUCCGGAACUUGUGGGUUGAUUCUUUAUGUAUCGCCCAGGACGACCCGGUGGCAUGGCUUGAAGAUGCCUCACAGAUGGAUCAAAUCUAUCUCCACUCUCUCCUCACCAUCUCGGCCCUCGAGCCCUCCAGUUGCAAGUCGCGCUUUUUGGGAAAGCAGCGUUUCGGUGACCCUGAGUGGCAGCUCCGGUUUGUCGCCGAUUUACCCUCUGGCUAUGAUGAAGCACCUCUCGAGAUAUUCGUUCGACCUACCAUUGACACAGGCGACGACAUGUCCAAAAAGUGGUCGCUUGACAAGAGGGGCUGGUGCCUACAGGAAAGCCUGCUCCCCAACCGUCGCUUGUGCUUCACUGGAGACGAAAUGAUUUGGGAAUGUCUCUGCCGGAAGAUCUGCGAAUGCGGACAUAUCCUAUGGAGGCCUCAACCUUUCCAGUUUCGGCGGCUCGCAACGUUUCUCAAAGCAGGCCUCCUCAAGGCCAAAGUCAAGCCCUCAAACCCACUGCCGGCUGUCACCUUCUACCAGGAAAGUAGCAUGCGUGAUCCGGAACGGGACAACCUCAGUAUAUCCCACGAGAGAUGGAGAGAUAUUGUCACUGAGUACUCAAGUCGGUCUGUAUCACGACGGAAAGACAAAUUGAACGCUCUCUCUGGGCUGGCUAAACUUGUCCGCGAAACCCUCCAAGCAGAUGAAUACGCUGCAGGUCUCUGGAAGCGAGAAUUUCAUUUUGAUCUUGCUUGGGGGGCGAACUGGUUCCAUCCUUAUAUCGAGCCUCAAGAGUUCCUCAAACCUGACACCAACCAAAAACCCAACAGAGACGAUGAGCUUGGUGGGAUACCAAGUUGGUCGUGGGCAUCGGUUGACAGGCCCAUCACGUACAACUUUGACGAGCCCUUGAGGUAUUCACGGUAUACGCUCGUUCUCUCAAAUUGCGUCAAAGUUGAGAGAUUAUCUUGCCAGACGGAACUCCUAGGUGAUGAAACGAGCGCAGUUAUUAGUGGGAAAGCUGUCCUCACUGCGAGCAUGGUUUCCGCGAAGCUGGUUACCGAGCAAAUACCAUGUGUGCAAAUUCAGGAUCGGGACAAGCCGAUUCAAGUGACUUGGGAUCACCCGAAGAGUGUUGCAGUUGAUGAUGACCUUUACUGCUUCAGACUGUUCUCUUGGGAGUCACCAGAUGAUUUGUCUAUUGAUGAUGGGCUAGAAAUGGAGGAGCCAAAUACCUGGUUCCUAGUAUUGAGGCGAUCGACUUGCACUACAGGAGCACUUCGACGAGUUGGUAUGGGUUCAUGUGAUGGCGAUGACUUUAGAGAUGGUAACACAGUUACCGUAGAGCUUGUAUAG
Molecule: messenger RNA, 2157 nt
Organism: Fusarium falciforme
Lineage: Eukaryota; Fungi; Ascomycota; Sordariomycetes; Hypocreales; Nectriaceae
Product: HET-domain-containing protein
Exons: 2
Coding region: 1-2157 (718 amino acids)
Source: RefSeq, a predicted model, not a curated record